AUGACCAAUUCAAAAAAAAAAUUAAGUAAACUACGUAAAUAUUUUGUAGUUCUCGAUGGGGUAGGUUCUGUACCUUACCGUUUAAUAAGAACAAUAUUGAUGGAUUUUAAGCCUGAAAAAAUCCUUGAAUUCGAAGAAAAAAGUCCUCAACUUGCAAAAGACGAUAUGGAAUUAUGGGAGAUGUUUUGCCAAAAAUUAAAUGAAAAAGCUUACCAAGAGAGGAAAAAGAAAAAAUCUGUUGAUUGGCGGAAAUACUACUUUCAUCUUCUGAAAGAACAAAAUGCUAAAUUUGAGAAAGCUCGAGCGAAAUUAAGAGCAUCAGUAGCUGCGACAUUUUUCGAUAAUUUAGCAAAGAAAAAUUUAACCCCGUUGCAAAAACUACGAAAAGAAAUGAUAAAAACAAACUACAACGACAACAAUAAACUAAAAAAAUACAGUAUGAGUGUUCCAAUCACUUGGUUGCAACGAGAAGGUGGAUUUAAGAUUUAUAGCCAUGAUAGUAGCAGCAAUACAUUUUCUUCUGCGAUAAAAUCAAUUUCUAAAUCAUCACAAAAAUUAGAUUUAAGAUAUAAACCUUAUCCAACAAUACCUCGAUCAAAUGCAAUUAGAAUGAUUUCGUCAUCAUCAACACCAUCAAUGUCGAAAAACCGGAGAAUUAGAUCUUCUUUCUCUGGAACAGUAAAGACUAAUAAUAACAUUUCAUUAAACAAAGAGAAAAGUUCAAUUUCUAGCUUGAAAAUCGCUAGAGCAACUUCACAACCUUAUUCGAUAAAUAGGCCUUCUACUACAUCUCCUAAACUUAAAUCAUUAUCAUCGUCACCAACAACGACAAAUCCUUCUACAAAGUUUUUUGGGGCUAAAAAAGCCCAAUUAAGUACUCCACCAACCAACUCGUUGACUAAAAAAGCCGUGUCACCUGUGAUUUCAUCAAAGUCUUCUUCUACUAUUAAACAUAGAGUGAAUUUAAAGCAGGAGAAAUUUUAA
Molecule: messenger RNA, 984 nt
Organism: Entrophospora candida
Lineage: Eukaryota; Fungi; Glomeromycota; Glomeromycetes; Entrophosporales; Entrophosporaceae
Source: the annotation of a GenBank genome assembly